Cooperia oncophora is the source of this 315-nucleotide messenger RNA. NCBI's taxonomy places the organism in Eukaryota, Metazoa, Nematoda, Chromadorea, Rhabditida, Trichostrongylidae. The record is from the annotation of a GenBank genome assembly.
AUGGUAGCGGCGACUCGUUGUGAAUUCCGUCGGAACCCUGCUCACAUUCCCGUCGAGACCAUCAUUACGAAUGCUCAGAACUCCUUUGGCCCGUCCAUAGUGAACACGACAGACGUACAGUUCUUGCGGUACUUCCACAAAGAAUGCCGACUGGAUGCGUUCAAAUCAGCCAUGAUGGCAGGUGUUUGCGAGUACAUGGUCUCGAACUAUCCUUCGGUUCUGUUUCGAGAUUUGCGCUCCGGCUCUCCACCAGUGGAUACGUGCGCUGAUUGUGGAGUUUGCAUCGCUGUUACACCGCCUUCAGCACUCCACUAA